AUGUCGAGUACCUGGCAAGAGAUCGGGCGGAUAGACAAGCAGGCGGACCGCGUCCAGCAGCAAUUCGUUGGCGACAUCUCGACCGCGACGGGGAUCGGGAGGCCGUACCUCCUCGGUCUGACAAGCCGCUACGAAGCUAGUGUCGCGUUGCGUAUGUCGUGGGCCGCAUCACGAAAAACGACGCGAAUCGAGGAUACGGCGUAUUGUCUGCUAGGCUUGUUCGACAUCAACAUGCCGCUGCUGUACGGCGAGGGCGAGAAGGCGUUUCAGCGCCUGCAGCAGGAGAUCAUGAAAGUGUCCACGGACCAGUCCAUCUUCGCCUGGGAGUGGACGCUCGAAACAACCCCUUGCGAGGGCGACCUGAGCUUUAUUGCCCCGUCUCCCAACUGCUUCGCUCGCUGCGGCGAUUUCGUGCAGCUAGAGGAUAGAUACCGAAGCAUAGCGGCCAGCACGUUUACGCUGACGAACACGGGUCUCUCGCUGCGGCUUUCAAUCCAUCCGAUGCCGCGGACCGGGCUCGCGUUUGCCCUGCUAGAGUGCAGUCAUCGGUGUUACUCCAAGAUCGGCCAAUACCGCCUCUGCAUCCCGAUCCGGCUGGGACCGAAAUCCGCUGCCGAUGGCACGCAGCUGUGCGAACGGCUUGCCUGGCCACCACUACCAUUGUGCAUUGCAUUCUUCUCCCCGGCCCUCCACCAGCUACACAUACCGCGCCGCUCACCCCGGCCACACACGAACUUCGAGGGCCUGCCAACCGAGUUUCUGCAUCGAGACGACAGCCAUCGCAAGGGCUGUUCCAUCUUCCUCCUAUUCCCGCCGUCACGGUAUCCAUACAUCAUCAAAAGCAUGCGCCACUCCCCCCAGGCGGCGCUGAAGGGCGACAACGGAGACGAUGACCCACAUGAUGAUGGCCCGGUGGAGAUGAAAUACGACACCAUCGGCACGGUCGAAUUCCACAGCUGGCGCUCGACAGAGGAGUAUGACUACGUGGGCGUGAUCGUCGAGGUCACGCACCGCAGCCACACUGUCUGGAUCCAUCUCUGGGUGUGCCGGGACGCCGACUUCAUCUUCAAGGCGUGCCGCAUCCUCAAGACGCGGCGGAAUCUGCUGUUCUUAUCCUCAGCCUCCUCCUCUUCAUCGCCGUCUUCUUCAAAGGCAACGCCUCCUGGUCUGGCGAGCGGCAAACACAUGCUAGGCAACCGGCGGUACACGAUGGACGACGCGGUCGAGUCCGUACGGCGCAGCAGCUCCGCGUUGUGGGACAGCGAGGCGCAGAGCGACUGGUUCGUCGAGAUGGGCGCGCAGGCCGUGGAUGGCACGGGCAUGGUCAUCGUGCCGGUCUACAUCGACUGCGAGAUGGCGGAGCGUGGGGACCCAGAGUUUGGGCGGUGGAGGAAGGAUGGCAGUGAGAAUGGAGGAGGACUGUUAGGAGGGAUCAGGAGGCGGUUUGGGAGGCGUGUCAUGUCGGCAUAG
Messenger RNA from Anthostomella pinea, 1470 nucleotides. The record is from the annotation of a GenBank genome assembly. NCBI's taxonomy places the organism in Eukaryota, Fungi, Ascomycota, Sordariomycetes, Xylariales, Xylariaceae.